GCUCAUUGUAGAUUUUGACGUUUAUGACCUUGUGUUGAAUCUGUUGAAUUAAGAUACUUCUUUAAUACAAAUAUGAAGUUUGAAAACAUACAUUGAAAACAAAAUGUCAUUAAUAGAUCGUGUUCGCGUAAUGGUGCUAGGUGACUCAGGUGUCGGAAAAUCGUCAUUUGUACAUUUAGCAGCCCAUGGCGAACCUAUAAAGUCUCCUGGUUGGACUAUAGGUUGUGUAGUGGAAGUGAAACUUCACGAGUACAGGGAAGGGACUCCAGAGCAGACAACAUAUUUUGUUGAAUUUUGGGAUAUAGGUGGAAGUAAUAAUCAUCGAAAUGCAAGGCAUGUUUUUUAUAACCCCUGCCAUGGUGUGAUUUUGGUACAUGAUUUAACAAACAGAAAGUCUGAAGAGAAUCUAAAGAAAUGGCUACAGGAAGUAUUAAAUCGUGACAAACCAAAUACACCUCUUUACACAUCUUGGGCCAGUAAUUAUGAUGAUUGGGAUGCUGAGAAUUUUCUAGGCUCAACACAACUACCAAUUUUGGUUAUUGGAACUAAGUUAGAUAUGGUUGAAGACAGAAAAUUCGUCUCUAGAUCUUCAAAUCUAGCAAGUCAAUUUGGUGCAGAUGAAAUUGUUCUAGAUUGUAGACAAGUCAGAUAUUUAGCUGCUGGAACAACAAACGCAGUAAAAUUAACAAGAUUUUAUGAUAAAGUGAUAGAAAAAAGGGAUAUUACUGAAACCAUGAAUUCAUACCCAGAGAGAAGUUCAACUAGUACAUCUCCUCUACUAUCUUCUAGGUUUUAUUCUGUACCACAUCAAGACUGAAAGAUUUAAUGGACCAUUAAGAACAGUAUUCAAGUAAUGAAUAAAUAGUAUCAUUUCUUUGUACAUUAAAAAUGUUUAUAUAAGUAAAACAAGAAAUUGAAUUAUCAAAAAUA
Messenger RNA from Agrilus planipennis (emerald ash borer), 930 nucleotides. Its product is annotated as rab-like protein 3. The transcript has a single exon. Lineage: Eukaryota; Metazoa; Arthropoda; Insecta; Coleoptera; Buprestidae. Gene Ontology annotation, molecular function: GTPase activity. Gene Ontology annotation, cellular component: endomembrane system. The record is from RefSeq and is a predicted model, not a curated record. Bases 104 to 817 code for a protein of 237 amino acids. Gene Ontology annotation, biological process: intracellular protein transport.